Molecule: messenger RNA, 1507 nt
Organism: Spodoptera frugiperda (fall armyworm)
Lineage: Eukaryota; Metazoa; Arthropoda; Insecta; Lepidoptera; Noctuidae
Product: katanin p60 ATPase-containing subunit A-like 2
Exons: 8
Coding region: 113-1486 (457 amino acids)
Molecular function (GO): protein binding; ATP hydrolysis activity; ATP binding
Source: RefSeq, a predicted model, not a curated record
GCAACGGAGUGCCCUAGCAACCGAUUGAAAUAUUUCAAUGAAAUGCCAUUGACUUUUGCAAUUACUAUUUAGUGACUGUUAAAAAUAUAUUUAUUUGAUAAAGGGAGAGAAAAUGGCUGGAGUUACACGACCCAUGAGUCAAAUGAGAAAGUUCGAAACUAAAGAAGCAUUAUUCCGUGCUCGGAAGCGUAUCCUCAAGUACCUGGUGCAGGGCUACCUGAAGCAGGAGGGCUACUUCCACACGGCAGAUACCUUCACCUCGGAGGCUGCCCUCACGGGGGAGUACGAGGUCUGCGAUAACAUCGACCUGGACAUCAUACUGCAGGACUACUGCAGCUACUACCUGAUGCGCUUCAACAAGCAGCCUCAGUUCUGUCGCAAGGUGGAGGAGCAGCGUCCAGUUCGAAGGCCUCAGACCAGAAAGACCAGGGAGAGGACUGAGCCCACGCUGCCCGCGGAAUGUAUGUGUGAGAAGGAGGGAGCUGAUCUGCCGUCAACCUUCACCGUUACCAAGUUGUUGCAGGACGAACAAGCCAUCCAAACGAUAUCGACGAUAGAAAGGAAACCUAUAUCUGGUCUCCUUGCCAACAUGAGCAAUGACAGGAAGCAGCUGGUGGAACUCUUGUACCAGGACAUCAUCAAACCUACAGGAGUGUCCUGGGACGAUGUGAAGGGUCUCUCUUCUGCCAAGAGCUUGCUCAUGGAGUCCGUUGUUUAUCCUGUGCGGUAUCCAGAAGUAUUCACCGGUCUGCUAGAGCCAUGGCGUGGAGUACUCCUGCACGGUCCACCAGGCACCGGCAAGACGAUGCUGGCUCGGGCUGUGGCUGGCGAGAGCUGCUGCACCUUCUUCAACGUGUCUUGCAGCACCAUCGUCAAUAAAUGGCGGGGAGAGACUGAGAAGAUUAUUAAGGUCCUCUUCGACAUGGCAUCCUACUACGCUCCCUCAAUAAUCUUCAUGGAUGAGGUGGAAACGCUGGCGUCAGACCGGUCGUCUCCUGGUGAACAUGAGGCGUCACGUCGCCUGAAGGCACAACUCCUGACAGAGAUCGACGGCAUUGGAGGGCGAGAGGGCAUCAUAUUUAUGCUGGCUAACUCUAAUAUGCCUUGGGACAUAGACCCAGCCAUGUUGAGGAGACUAGAGAAACGAAUAUUCAUUCCUCUCCCGGACUUCAAAACCCGCGAGGAGUUGUUCCAGAAAUACCUGACAGCCAAGAACGUAGAACUGUUUCCAAAGGUGGACCUCAAAGAACUGGCCUCGAAGACUGAGGGGUACUCCGGGAGUGAUAUCAAGUUGGUGUGCAAGGAGGCCCUGAUGUGUAAUGUUAGGAAGAUGCUGCCGGCUAUGAGUGGGAAAGCUCAAGUACCGACUCGCAAAGAGAGGUUGGACUUGGCGGACAUUCUGUCAGCAAUUGAGAAGACGAAGCCGGUAUCCAAGAACCUCACCAAAAGACACGUGGAAUGGCAGAAUGAGAUGGGAUGUUCAUAGUGUUCAAUUUUUUUUUUUUUU